AUACCAGUCUGUGUGAAGGGUUGGUCGACAUGGAUGGUGGGAGACUACAAAUAAUGAAACGCUGUGAACGGAACACUACACCGACCCAAAUAACUAAACCCAACCGCGAGACCAACUCGAUGAUUAUGCCCAGCUCCGACACAGCAGUGAGAAGUUUAUCAGAGGUCGAAAAAUACCUUAACAGCCGGAACGAAAUGGCGGAACGGAGCAGUGGUGAUGGGAACAGCCUGAACAUUCCGGAGUCGAUGCGUCGGGGCAGCUCAGAGAACAACCUAGAUCUGGAUCUGAGCGGCAUCCCAGAUUCCCAACGCUACCUAGACUCCUCCCACCGCAGCUUAGACUCCUCCUACCGCUCCCUGCCCCCCGGACUCAACAGCCUGCAGCAGAAGAUCCUCCGGGUGACUGAGGAGUUGAAGAUUGAGCAGGAGGCGCGUGACGACAAUGUGGCUGAAUACCUGAAAUUGGUGAACAGUGCCGACAAGCAGCAGGUGGGGCGCAUCAAGCAGGUGUUUGAGAAGAAGAACCAGAAGUCAGCCCACAGCAUUGCCAACAUGCAAAAGAAGUUGGAGCAGUAUCAUAAGAAGAUGAAGGACAGCAGUGAGAAGGAUGCCAGCUCCAAACACCACAGCAGCCCCAAGGACACCUCCAAGGACAGGCUGAGCCUCACUAUGAGCAACGUGAGCAGUGGUAGUGGACGACAUCCCACGGACAAGAUCAAGACUGUGGGGCCCGGCGUCUCACUCUCACCUCCGUUCUUCUUCAGCAAGCCCCGGGACUUUGCCAACCUCCUUAGGAACAAGUUUGGCAGUGCCGACAACAUCGCCCACCUCAAGACCUCCCUGGAUACGCCCUCUUCCUUCCACUCUGAAGGCGCUGGGCGGGGCCUGAGCGGCAGUGCCACCAUAGUGGAUGGGAAGACCGUGACCCCCGCAGCCACAACGACCCCCAAGUACACCAGCGACGACGAGUGUUCCUCUGGCACAUCCCUGUCUGCGGACAGCAACGGGAACACCGUGGCUCUUGGGGUUGGCCUGGGCGUAGAAGGGGGUUUGGGGGCUGCAGUGACCCCUGGACAGAGCCUGGAGGCUGGGGACGGCCAGGGGAGGCUUGGCCUGACCAUGGAGGAGGCGAGGGAGAUCAGGGAGGCCCAGGGGCAGCUGGAGGAGGACAUGGAGGCACUCAGGACCCAGUUCAAGAAAGACUACGGCUUCAUCACCCAAACGUUACAGGAGGAGAGAUACAGGUAUGAGCGGUUGGAGGACCAGCUGAAUGACCUGACAGAGCUCCACCAGGCGGAAACAGCCGACCUGAAACAGGAGCUGGCAAGCAUCGAGGAGAGAGUAGCCUACCAGGCCUACGAGAGAGCCAGAGAUAUACAGGAAGCUCUAGAGUCAUGUCAGACUCGAGUCUCUAAACUAGAGCUCCAGCAGCAGCAACAACAAACUGUCCAGCUCGAGUCCAGUGACGCCAGGGUGCUUCUGGGUAAGAGCAUCAACAUCAUGCUCGCCCUCGUCACCGUGAUCCUCGUGUGCGUCUCCACGGCCGCCAAGUUCGCCGCGCCCCUCCUGAGGAGCCGACGCCACGUGAUGGGCACCUUCCUGGGCAUGUGUCUGCUGGCGCUGUUCUGGAAGAACUGGGAGAAUCUUCAGUGUGCUGUGGAGAGUGUACUGGUGUCAGCCUGAUUGGGGAGAAUAGUCUAAUGCUGUCCACAACCACACACUGCAACAAAUGAUCUCCAGACAGUUCUCAGAGCGCAGAACAUCAAAAUAGGAUAUUUAUAAGUGAUUAGAACGUACAGUGGUGAGAUUCUACAGUGCACUGUGGGUCCUGGUGCCUGCCUGGUGGGGGAGAAUGGAGCUGUCAAAGCAUGAUCACUGACUGGUUAAUCUCACCACCCAGAAUAACACUGAAUAUCAAGUCAAUGUGAGGUGCAAGAACACAUAAGGACAGACAUCAUAACAACAGACUGCUGAGAAUGUUGUAAUCCUUGAUUAAUGCUGGUUCUCGCAAUGUUAAGUCCAUCACGAGAGACUACUGCCUGUUCACUCUUAAGAUUUCCAUUGGUCAGAAGUGGAUGAUGCGGUCCACAAUUGCACACGGCAACAAAUGAUCUCCGGACUCAGUCAGAACUCCGUCAGAACAGUAUAUUUCUAUGUGAUGAAGAUCAGAAGGUGCACAGUGCAGAAGAAGUGUGAUAGAGCCUGAUGGGUUUAGACAGGGGACUUGGUUAAAGUAUGGUUACUAACUGACUGUUCAUUAUACUAUAGGAUCUCAAUCUCCCUAGUCUCUGAUGGGAUUGGUGGAUUGGUCAUGGCACAUAAUUAUCAGAGCGCGCAGUUCUGUCGCCUCACUGUCGUCUUAUGGUCGGAGAGGUUCAUGGGUCUUCAUGGACACACACCACACCACACCACACCACACCACACCACACCACACCACACCACACCACACCACACCACACCACACACGGACAUCUUGUUUUAAUGUUAUUUUAUGACUGUGUCCCAAACAGCACCCUAUUCCCUAUAUAGUGCACUACUUUUGACUAGGAGCCUAUGGGGCCUGUAAUGCAUAUAGCGAAGGUGCCAUUUGGGACGUACCCUAUGGACUUUGUUUCAUGUCUUACAGACAGACGUUCCUCAUUUCUUCCUUAUUGCCUGCAGUCACAUGUUUGUCAUCGUUUUAAAACUGACUUGUUUUGUUUGCUUCUUUUAUUGGAUCCAUUUUUAAAAGUGCAAUAUGUUGUAUGUUAUUUUUUUACCACUUCUUGUUUGUUGUUGUUUUUAUUUAGAACAUAAUUGUAUCUGUUGACCUGUCUAGAUAGAGAAGUGACGGGGUGCUGUCUGAAGGUUGGGGGGUGGGGGGGGGGGAUGUCAAUUUAUGGUUGCCUGAUGAAUUCAUACCCACUAAGGCCACUGAGGGUUUGUGAUAAGAUGAGCUGUCUCUUCUGCCUGAGACAAAAUCAAUCCAAUGUGGUUAUCGCUUUGUUUUCCCACCAGAUUAUCGCUCGAUAAACAUCAAGCAAUAUUUUUCACCUGCCCUCAAAGCCCACAACCACACUGAAACAGCAGAGAGACAUGCACGGUGUCACUUCUUCAAUUCUCUUACAAUACUCAAAUAUCUUAUGGGAUUUUAUUUUUGCGGUUUUACAGAAUUCCAAUGGUAAUAAUUAAUGUGAUUGAGAAAGGAUUUCUCAGAGAGGAGGAGGGACUGAUUGAUUGAUUGAUGAUCGAUUUAUUGAUUGAUGAUGUUUGUAGUCCUUCAAGAGGAAAUACUGGACUAUCUACAACACUGUGAUAUGAGGGUUAUUUGACUAUCCCACUGAGAAACACUUUUUCUAUGAUAGCUGGGUCAUUCCACAGAUUCGGUGCCUUUUGAGAAGUGUAACUUGGUAAAAUAAAUAAAUACAUUGAUUUCACAAAAUGUUGGCAUUCUCUCAUAAAGAGCACUUGUUCAACUUCAGAAGAAAAAAAAGUUUUCCUAUCUCAAGAGGUUAAAUAAAAAAAUGACUAUAGUGCCUAUUAAGUGUCAAAUAAAGUAACAAUGUUGACCAUAACAGGGUUGACGAUUUCAUCUUAAAUCAGCCAUAAAUCCCAGGGGGAAUGGAAGCUUGUUGUGUCCAACAGGGAGUGGCAAUUGAAUGCAAGCUUCACGCUCAGUUUUCUACCACAAAACACCAUAAAAUGGCCAGAAAUACUAGAACCAGCUCACCUGCUUUUACUCUAUGAUUUGACAAUUAGAUGUUCAAUGUUUCUUUUGAAAAUAAUAUUUAAAAAAAGGAAUAGUUCCACAAUAUUAAAACGAGUUCAGUUCAUGUAACAGGGUUGACAUUAAAAUGAGGGACAGACCUAAAUGAAUCACUAAUCACACAAAAUAAAUAA
Molecule: messenger RNA, 3878 nt
Organism: Coregonus clupeaformis (lake whitefish)
Lineage: Eukaryota; Metazoa; Chordata; Actinopteri; Salmoniformes; Salmonidae
Product: transmembrane and coiled-coil domain protein 3
Exons: 8
Coding region: 30-1682 (550 amino acids)
Cellular component (GO): endomembrane system
Source: RefSeq, a predicted model, not a curated record